Messenger RNA from Solanum verrucosum, 864 nucleotides. RefSeq lists its product as uncharacterized. The transcript has 3 exons. The coding region runs from base 116 to 529 and encodes 137 amino acids. NCBI's taxonomy places the organism in Eukaryota, Viridiplantae, Streptophyta, Magnoliopsida, Solanales, Solanaceae. The record is from RefSeq and is a predicted model, not a curated record.
GGAAGAUAGAAAAUACUUCUAAUUAGUUGUUUAUCAAAAGUAUACUGGGGCUUUGCCGUUCCCUUGAUGCUGACUGAAAUUGGGUUCCAGCCACUUUCACAUCCCCAUUUAUCCGAUGGGUUCACUUAUUUGCCCCAAACCUCGUCGGCCUGGGAAUAUCAAUACCCAUUCUAACUGCCUUCCUUUAAGAAAUCAAGCUGAGGUUUUUAUUUCAAAAGGGGGUGAAGAACUUUUUGAUCUCAUUGGUAAAGAGGACGGCGUAGCUGCAAGACAAUAUGCAUCAGAUUUGUCAUCAUCCCCUCCAUUCUUCUCUGGUUCACCGCCUUGCAGGGUUAUGAAUCCAUUAAUCCAUGAUGCUCAAUUCUCAAAUCAAAAGCAACACCGUUUAUCUUCAUCGCCAAGUCCAUCUACUUCUCCAUCAUCAAGUUGUAAAGGAAGGUGUGCAAGGGCAAGACUCGGGAAACCUCACUCACCAAAUAGAGUAGAGGGCUUUGACUGCCUAAACUCUCGCAUGGCUGCUAUGGCAUAAAUCUUCCUUACUGAACGGUAUAUAAAGGAAUAUCGAUUAUUAACUCUGUAUAUAGAAUAUUCGACUAGAAAAUAAGAACAAUUUUUUGGAGAAUUUAGGCUAAAGUUUUGGUUUUGGUUUUGCUUUAAUAUUACUGUGCAAAGAUGUCUCUCUUUUGCACAGUGAAAAUAAGGUGGUUGAGAGGUGUGAUAAUUUUGUUUGGGUGCAUAUGUAAAUGCACUCCAUUGUUUUUGGUGCCCCAAAUUUUUGAUAUUUGAAAUUAAACUAGUAGUAUUGUAUAAUGUAUAUAUGUGAAAUUUUUGAAUAGAGAAUGGUGAUUUAAGUUUCGUUUUUCU